Effrenium voratum is the source of this 2322-nucleotide messenger RNA. The record is from the annotation of a GenBank genome assembly. NCBI's taxonomy places the organism in Eukaryota, Dinophyceae, Suessiales, Symbiodiniaceae.
UUGGCUCCAGCCUUUCACAGGCUCGUUCAUUUCUGCAGGUGGCUGUUGUCACCAGGGCUUGCGCCCACGCGCUUGAGCGCAUUGCAGGAUGAGCCGGCAACAAUCUUCGAUCAGGAGGAGACAUGCAGCGCAGCUCUUCAAGACAGACAUGUGCAAGUUCUUCCUGGAGGGUCGUUGUGAGAACGGCGACGCUUGCUCCUAUGCACAUGAGAUGACUGAGGUGAGAAGUAAACCAGAUCUCACCAGGACUAGCAUGUGUAGGAGAAUCAGCAACGAGGGAGUUUGCAAUGACGUGAGUUGCAGAUUCGCCCAUUCAGAGGAAGAGCUCCGAUCGACCUCUGGAUUUUUCAAGAUGAAGAUGUGCGUCUUCGCGCAGUCAGGCAAAUGCAAGCACGGCAACCGUUGCCGUUUUGCACACGCAGCGGACGAGCUGCAGCCGAGUGUGCGGCUACGCGAGGAGGAAGCCAUGAUGACCGCUAUUCAGGCGGUUGCGGAGAAGAAUAAUGGCAAGGAUCCGAACCUUGCCUGUCUUGGGACCCCGACACCCGACCAGGGCUCACAGGGCACCACUGGCAGCACCAUCACUGCCACUGGCUGCGGCAGCAUCAGCGGCCAGUCCAGCAACGAGCAUAGUGCGGAGGACUCUCGGGGUGCCCGCCCCCGCAACUCAAUGGCUCGCUCUGCCUGGAACGAACGGAUGGAGAGGAACGAGAACUCGGACGGGAGCUCCUGGGCCUCGGGGAACUCCUCGGUGACGGUGGUGCCCAGGAGCGAGCACACCGGAACUGGCUCGCCACCAGCAACCAGUGACAGUAGCAGCAGUGGUGCAGGUGGCAACGGGGAAAGUACAGCCGAUGGCUCUACUGGCAACAGCACCCGGAAUAGUGCCAGCACCGAGAACGCAAAGUCUGCUCGCAGACAUGUGAGGACCUCCAGCGGCGAGCAGAAUGGGACGCAAAAGGUAACUACUCUGCUGAUCAACAAUGUGCCGAUGUAUCUGACACAAGGAGCACUGCUCUCCAUGUUCGAGGACCUCACAACCGCGAUGAGGGGGAAGUUUGACUUCUUCUAUUGCCCGUGGGAUCACAAGGCCGGGCACAACUACGGCUAUGCGAUCAUCAACUUCACAGAUGCAGAGCAUGCAGCUGAGUUCCAGCACCAGUGGGCCAGCAAGGACCUCUUUCGCUCUGGGCGCGGCCAGAAGGUGCUGAAAGUGGUCAAGGCGACUGUGCAGGGUCUUCAAGCCAACCUUGCCUACUUCCGGAAGAAAGACUUCGGCAGGCAAUGUCCGGACGUCCGUUUUCGACCUCUUUGUCGGGACACUGAAGGCAACUUGAAGCCCUUGGAGCUGGACAGGUCCCUGUUAGAACCUCCAGAUCUCGACACCGGGCAGCCUGGAAAUCGGAGCGCGACACAAGGUCCGCGAGCGACGGGUUCACCAGGAAACGCCAGCGAGAGCAAGUCAACCUCAGGUGCCUCGAGGUCCGAACGUGAGCGCCAAGAGCAGCAUGACCGCCGCCGCGGGACGAAACUCCGGCGGGAGACCGAGGUGCUGGAGAAGGCGCCAGAGGUUCCGAUGUCGGAGAAGUUCCCCUUGCGUGCGCUGCAGCAGCCGCUCCCGCCACAGCCGCUCCCGCCUGGCGUGCAGCCGCAGGAGCUCAGGCAGCUUGCGCUGCAGCAGCAGCAGCAGCAGCUUUUGCAAGUCAUGAAGGAGGAGGAGAACCGGCGCAAGCAGUUCGAGGCGCGGCGGCCGCCGUCGACCGGCGCGACCGAGGGAUCGAUGGUUCAAGAAGUAAGGCAGCAGCUCACAAAUCAGCAGCUUCAGUUGAUGGCAAUGCAGAUGCAAGUCCAAUCUUUGCAGCAGGUGACAGGAAUGAGCUCGGGCAUUGCACCUGAUGCAUCUUUUGGGCAGGCUAGCAGAUCCAACGUCGUAGGGCAGUUCCUGGUAUCGCCGGUGCCAACAGAAGCCAGGGACUGCGGGCAGAUGGCUGUUCACCUGGCCAACCAGGUGAAUCCUAUGAUGGAGUUGGGCCAGGCGCAGGCGCUGGCUUUCGAUGGAUCCCAUGAGGGCAGAUCAGGUUUGUGCUCCGGCGCCAUGGGCAAUUCGGUUCAAAUGGUGCCCUACAUGAUGCUUCCACUUCAGGCCAUGCAGAUGGGCGACGGGUAUGGUCCAGGUCCAGCGAACGGCACGUGGAUCGUUGAUGAGGUCUACACUGAUUGAAUUCAAGCCCACACUGGAAAGGUGAGCGAGCACUCCAGGUGCAACCGACAUAAGAUACCGCCCCCCCUGCACUCCGCCCCUACGAUUUGUGCGUGUCAGUG